Molecule: messenger RNA, 4695 nt
Organism: Marchantia polymorpha subsp. ruderalis
Lineage: Eukaryota; Viridiplantae; Streptophyta; Marchantiopsida; Marchantiales; Marchantiaceae
Source: the annotation of a GenBank genome assembly
GUGGACGCAAGCAGACGGACCCGGGGAUCCCGACGACGCGACGCCAAAGCGCCGGAUAGAUAGGGUUCGCAUGGUCGCUUGAGCCGGGAGCGAGCCAGGGGGAGGUUUUUAUCAGGCUUCAGUCCUAAUUAUCAGACCAGUCACGAGUCACAACAGUCAGUCGGUCCAAUUGCCUAGCGCCUGGUGUGCCCUUCGCGAGCAAGUUUCUUCGAUGAAUCCGUGAGCAUAGCAGCAGCGUUGUGUUACAUCUCCGUCUUCCCCCUCCGCUCCGAACGUAGCGAUUUCCAAACUCGCUCAGUAUUCGAGUGGGUUUGGUUCGGUUUCUUGUUUCUUCCCUCGCUCUCUCCCCCGCUCUCAGGCAUGAACGAUCUCACGAUUCCGCACUUCUUUCUAUUUUUUCGGAAACGUUGUUGAUUACUUGACCUUUAGACAGACGAGGGCACUGUAAUUUCUUAUGUAGACGCGAAAUUCCUCUGCCACUGUGCCAUAGUAGAUCCUUAGGAGCCUUAUUUUGAUCUCGAGAAGAAGACCUAUUUUCAGCCGACCUUGGCCUACAUGAUCGAUCGGGAGUGGAAGGAAGGCAGAGAAGUCUCGGAUUUGAGGAUUCUUUUGCAAGGAGAUUCAGAAGGCUGGAGAGGCGGGGGCGCCGAAUUGAUGCACACCACAUUCAUCGUGUAGACUCUAUCUAGGAGCUGUUUUCCUUCCUCCCACUUUUGUCUUUCCUGCCGACAAAUUUGCAGCUCCUGGAAGAGUUCACAUGCUGGUUUAUCUGGAGUAGAUGUAGUUUCGGCUCGCCAAUUGUUCAAGAGCCGGUACGAAGACGAAUACAUCAUCCAGGAGUUGCUACCGGAUUUGAGACGAAUAUCGAAGUUGAAAGGCCGUUGUUGUGCGCCGAAUAGCUAGUUUCUAGCUUAGGUUGGAGCUAGUGGCAGUUUAGAAAGGCGAUCUAGGAUCAGCCAACCGUAGGAAGAAAUUUCUCUUUCUACGCUUGCUACAAAAUGGCUGUGUACUUCAAGUUUAAGAGUGCCAAAGAUUUCGACUCUGUAUCAAUUGACGGACAUUUCAUAUCUGUUGCAAAUUUGAAAGAAAAAAUUGUUGAGCAGAAGAAAUUGGGAAGAGGCUCUGAUUAUGAUCUCGUGAUCUCGAACGCUCAAACCAAUGAAGAAUACACAGAUGAAGGAUUUUUGGUGCCAAAAAAUACUUCAGUCAUAGUUCGUCGAGUUCCUGGAAGGCCAAGGAUGCCAAUUGUCGCAGAUGUCAAAGAAGAGAGGAAACCUACUCCGGAGAUUCAACCGGUGAAGAAUGGCCCUCAAUACGUAGAACCAUUUCAGAAGAAUCUGAACAUUUCUUCUGUUUCAGACGGUCUUGAUGAUUUUGGAAUCGACUUGUAUGCGGUACCUGAGAUUGUACAAGCCUCUACAGCUUCUUUGACGGAAGAAGAGGAUAAUAAGAUCAAGGCUUUUGUGGAUGCAUCUGCAAGUGACUGGCAACGACAAACUCAGGAGAGCUUUGCAGCAGGAAGAGGAUAUGGUAAUAAGGGACAAGGAAGAGGUCUUCCUCUCCGAGGAUAUGGAAACGGUCGUGGUUUCGAGAAGAAGAACCCUCCCCAUGGCUACGUGUGUCACCGCUGUGGCGUCACAGGGCAUUACAUACAACAUUGUCCCACAAAUGGUGAUCCCACUUACGAUAUCAAAAAAGUCAAGCCGCCAACAGGAAUACCUAAAACUAUGCUCGUAGCAAAUCCUGACGGAUCGUAUGCAUUGCCAACUGGUGAAGUGGCUGUUUUGAAGCCUAAUGAGGCUGUAUUCGAGAGAGAAGUCGAUGGAUUGCCAUCAUCAAGUCGUCCUCUACUGGAUAUACCCUCUGAGCUCUGCUGUCCGUUGUGCAAAGGGGUUUUGAAGGAAGCUGUUCUUACAAGCAAAUGUUGUUUUAAGAGCUACUGUGACAAAUGUAUCCGGCAUGAGAUAAUUUCAAAGGCGAGAUGUGUUUGUGGAGCAAAGAACAUACUCGCAGACGAUUUGCUACCCAAUAGAACUUUACGCGAUGCGAUUAGCAGGUUCUUGGAGUCGCAGGCCAGUGCUGCAACGAGCAGUGGCAAUGUGGGAAGCCGCCUGAUGCUGCAAGAUAUGGAGUCAGCUCCUUUUGUUCGUGUCAAGAUGCAGUCUCCUGCAGUCUCUAUAUCGUUGAAAGAGGCUUCUUCUGCGUUGAUGCCAUCAGAUGGAUCAGAUACCAAAGAGCCAUUCACCGGAAGCAAGGGUCCGGGACAAACACAAGGAGAAGCAUCAGCCGUUUCAGGCACAGUCUUGGAGAGCACUAGUGGUAGAAAACACACGAAAGAAGCUGGGGCUGCUCAAGUCGUAGAGACUGCUGAUGGAUCCCCGGAAUCGCAGCUGACGAAGGAGCCUGUGCAAGAGCUAAACUCGGAUCGACAAGCAAGAUCAGAGGUAGAACAUAGAGAACAAAUGCCUCAGCAUAUUGUUCCCGUUACAAGUCAGGGACGUGCAAUGUCUGAACCGAUGAAAGGGAAGAAGAAAACCAAGGGCAAGCGUUUGCGACAGCAAGUUGAUAUGACCUACUCUGAAGGUGGAAUGUGGGGACCAAAUCCUAACUACAAUGCGCAGGCUGAGAUGGGCUGCCAAAACUGUGGGUCUUACGAUCACCCAGCUUGGAAUUGUUAUAUGAACGGCCCAGGUCCUUCUCACUAUCCGCCUCCUAUGCAGGGACCUAUGUUCAAUCCGGUUUUCAGCGCUCCCAUGAGAGGAAUGAUGCAUCAACCUAUGGGUGAUGGAUACAUGAUGCCUUACCAUCAUAAUCCCGGUCCUUACAACGGUUAUGGACCUACUCCUUAUGAGAUGCCAUUCAAUGCACCAAUGGUGCCUCAUGAAAGUUUUGCACCGCACGCAGGAAUGAUGCAGUGUGGACCUCCUAUGCCAAGGGACUACGCUGAUCCUAUGCUUAUGAGCCGAGAUGAGUUUGAGGCCAGAAAGGCAGAGCUCAAGAGAAGGAGAGAGAGGGAACAGCGCUUUGGCAGGGAGCAAGUGAAGUACCCAACGAGUGAAGGUGAGCCGGACUGCAUGAGAGCCAAUGGGAGACUGGAGCGCAGACCUGCAACCUCAGGUAGGGAAAGGGAAUUAAGUCCUGAUCUAGUCGAUGAGCACACUCAACGAGUCAGACCUCACCAGAGCAUGGAACAAGGCCGGUAUUCAGGGAUGAAGUCUGGAUCCAGACAAAGAGAAGAUUGGACCGAGAAGAAUGAAAAUCUUCAUAGUUCAGACGGAGAAGGGUCUGCUCAUCAAGACUCGUACAUGGGUAAACGACGUGAUAGGUGGAGUUCACGUCAUGUAGAGGAAGCCAGCAGUGGAGAUGAAGUUUCAGAGGGCGGUAGAUACGCUAGAGCUUCAGGAGAGUCAUAUCAUGCCAAGCACAGGGAAAGAGGUCACACUACCCACAAGGCCUCUGGCGACGGUACGAGGGACUCCAGCUUGAGGUCUGAUCAUAAAGCCGAUUAUGUUGUGUAUGAUUCUGAAGAAGAGACUGAUGUGAGGAGACAUUCGGGGAGUCAGGUUGGCCCCAGUUCUCCUUUGAGGCAUGUGCGGAGGAAGCCUGCUGUAGAUGAGCAGUCGAAUCGGGAUCAAGAUGUUCGAGAUGGUCACUACAAGGAGAUUAAUAUGACACGGGUGCAUGCGCAGGACGGGCGCAGUUCUAAAGCCCAUAACAGUAGGGAGGGAACGAGAGGUAGCGUGUUUGAAAGAACCAACUUGCCUGUCAAGCCCAAAAGAGUCGUAGAAGAUUUGCAUGAUGAGUAUGCCGAAAUGGAUGAGAGAGACAGGAGUAAGAGAAAUAGCCGAAUGCCUGAUCACAGCCUAAUGUCAGAUCGCAGGGUUGAUGUAGACAGAUUGAGAGAUUCUGACGACAAUCGUCAGUAUGCUGGAAGUGUCUCUAGAAAGAGGAGAAGGGCCGCUGAGGAUCUGUUGUAACUGUGUCUUCAGCAGCUUGGCUUUGUGUCAGUAUGCAGCACCCCGCCGGACGCUGACAGGAGAACACUGUCAUCAUCGUCAUACAACUCGCGAGAUAUUACCAAUAUUUUUGGCACCACUCUGUGCCGCUGUGUGCUGCUGCCAUAGAUAUAGCACUGUAGCUCUAGUGUUGAGAUAUUUCUUUAGCAUCCAUGGAGGUCUCUCAACGUUAAUAACCUACUGUACAUGCGACAACUUCCUCUUCCAGCUUUCAUUUCAAGUCCUGAGCUGGUCUCCUACUCUCGGUAUGUGGGCAAAGUUGGGCAUCCGGAUCCCAGCGUUGCACACACUCCUGAAGUGACUUGUGACUUGGACCUCUUGUACACUAUUCUAUUUAUUGACACGCAUCAUGUGGCUGAUGGGGUUGUACUCUUGCGGCCAAAGCUUGGCGCGGCAUCCAUUUGAACUGUUCUCGUCAACGUGGCCCCUUUGUCAGGAGAGUGACUGCCCGUUUCGCCCGGAUUAAGCAGCGAUGGCACUCACUAUCGUCCAAGAACUUUUUAAAAUUGCCAAAUAUCAAAUCUGUAAGUCCGGUUCUCACCGGGCCUUGUAUUCCAGUUGUAAACCGAAGAAUUUGUAGGUACUAGAUUUAUCACAUAAACUUAAAUUUUAUUUCAAAACCUUGUUGUCGACGUUCCUGGUCUUCUUGUCUUAGAUUUAGGCGUGACUCAAGAGUCAC